Molecule: messenger RNA, 884 nt
Organism: Aspergillus ochraceoroseus IBT 24754
Lineage: Eukaryota; Fungi; Ascomycota; Eurotiomycetes; Eurotiales; Aspergillaceae
Exons: 2
Coding region: 109-813 (234 amino acids)
Source: RefSeq, a predicted model, not a curated record
GUUGUCUUUGAUUUCACUCGUGAGAAAGCCAAACGAUUAGCAGGUGCAAUCAAUAUCCCGCAAGAUAUCUACACAGAAAGGGAGAGAGAUCUCUUUCUUCAGCUUGCAAUGCGUGGAUUUGAGCCCCUGGCGCCAAAGCAUUGGCAGUUCGACUUCCCAACCCUUCCGGAUUCAUUAUUUUCUACUUCCGAAAACAAGUCAGCGCCUAUUAUCAAAACAUCCAGAAGUACAACCUUCUACGCGAUUAAGUCUCUUGCGUGUCUUUUCUCCCUGAGUGGCAGAGUGAGGGACUGCAGUAUCUUGGAGAAACGCCCGGAGGCUUUGAUCAAACAAACAAUUGAACAAUAUAUUCGAUGGGCGCUUUAUGAUGCAGACCUUUCAAUCGAUCGUGGUUCAAUCCCAGUACAUGUUAUAUAUGCACAAAAGAAGAACGAACCAACUUUGAAUGCCCUCACGCGCCUCAACAACCGUCUUCAGAAGCUCGCACUUCGGCAUCAUCUUGCGCUAAAGGAGACUCCAAAUAUAGGUGCUCCCCUAUCUGAUAGAUUGCCCUUGCUUAUUGGGUUUGUUAUAUGCGGGCCCAUCGUUGCUAUAAUGACCUUUGACCCCGAUCCGCAGCAACUUGAUGAAAGCACUGACGGAAGAUUCAUGUCGCAGUUUGACUUGUCAGAACGAGGACAAGAUGUGUGGAACUCACUCGCUAUUGCUAUUGCAGUUAUACAUGUCCGUAACACAAUGAUUCGACUUUCACAGGACGGUAUAGGAGGAUUUAGGAGAACUCGCAGGAGCAGCCCGACAGAUAAUGAUUUUUAACUCGUAUUCUAACGUCUCAUGUGGUGAAUUAAAUGAAGAUGUUCUUUUUCGGAACACAUUAUACAGUUAUA